This is a messenger RNA of Leishmania major strain Friedlin, 1071 nucleotides long. RefSeq lists its product as hypothetical. The transcript has a single exon. The record is from RefSeq and is a predicted model, not a curated record. NCBI's taxonomy places the organism in Eukaryota, Euglenozoa, Kinetoplastea, Trypanosomatida, Trypanosomatidae. The coding region runs from base 1 to 1071 and encodes 356 amino acids.
AUGGCGCUUGCACACAUUCUUCGCUGCCAGCGCUUCUUUUGGCUUGGCCUUCGCGACCGUGUCCGGGUGAGCAAGAUGAUCAGCGGCACCUUGCUCAUCCCCGCCAGCGAUGCGCUAACGUCGGUGGUGCCGGUCAAGGCUAUUCGGGCGGCCGCGGCGGUACCUCCGCAGACGCCGCGGCCGCGACUGCCAUGGUUUGUGUGGCCGUGGCGUCGCCAGCUGCCACCCGACCCUGCAUUCAGUCAGUUUGUCGCCCAGCCUAUGGUCGUCCCUAUGUACUGCGGCCUGCGCUUGAUUGACGAGUUCGGCCACGUCAACAACGCCAAGUACCUUGAACUGUGCGAGUUGGCUCGGUGGCGUCAGCUGUCGUUCCUCGGCAUCGGCACCAUGAUGGCCCGGCUUCGCGUGGCGUUCGUGGUCUCUGACCUCUCCGUAACUUAUCAGCGGGAAAUCCGACCGUGGAGCAGGGUGUGGUUGUCGACGCGAAUUCUUCUCCCACCGUCCAGCACUGCCUUUGCUGGCCCGCCAUCUUCGCCAUUGACAGGGGCAGCGUCAUCAUCAGACAAGAGGCGCUUGUACAUUGAACAUGAGAUCUGGAGCAAGGACGGGCGUAAGCUGCACGCUGCGAUAACUCUCGCGGCGGCCCUCAUCGGCCCUGUGAAGUACGAGCAGGAGCUGGCUCGGCGCUACGACCCGACUGCUGCCGCCGCAGCAGCAGCGCCACCUCACGCGCCUGCAGGCACCCGUGCCCGUCAGCAUACGACAUUGAACUGCGAGCACGUCCUGGCUGACGCCUUGGAUCUGUCUUCCGUGGCGGAGCUGCGCAAGCUGUUCGAAUCUGCUGAGCAUAUCUACACCCCCGCUAUCGGCAACGGCGACGCCGGGGCCGCGGCCAAAUCAGGUGAGAUGCCUGACCAGGAGAGCGCAGCGCGGCAGGAGCGCAUCAUGCGUCUCGCCCGCAUCUGGCGCACAACACGCGAUCGACUGCGCCAUACGUCGCUCGUCUCGUCUCCGCCACCGCCACCGCCGUCUUCUAACACACUCAACUCCGAGACGGGCCCCAAGCUGUGA